GGAACUCAAGACUAUAAAUCAUCCGGUGUUCUCUCGGCUGCACUCUUUCCUGGUUCUCCUUCUUACCUGUAAUAAACGUCCUACUGUGAAGCUGUGAUGGACCGCUGGACGGGCAGAGUGGCUCUGGUGACCGGAGCUUCGGUCGGGAUCGGAGCGAUUAUCGCCAAAGAGCUGGUCCGGUUCGGCAUGAAGGUGGUGGGCUGCGCAAGAAACGUGGACAAGAUACAGGCGCUGGCGGUAGAGUGUCAGACUGCAGGCUACAGUGGCGUCCUGAUCCCAUACAAGUGCGACCUGACCAGUGUGGAAGACAUCCAGUCCAUGUUCGCAGCCAUCAAAGCGAAGCACAAAGGCGUGGACGUCUGCAUUAACAAUGCCGGCGUGGCUCACCCUGAGCAUCUGCUGAGCGGAAAAACCAGUGGCUGGAAGAACAUGCUGGAUGUGAAUGUUUUGGCUCUUAGCAUCUGCUCUCGUGAAGCGUACCAGUCGAUGAAAGAAAGAAAAAUUGAUGAUGGGCACAUCAUGAACUUGAACAGUGGGAUAUAUCAGUACUUCUUUGUAAAUGUUGGCCCAUCAAAUAUUUUCUUCUGUUUCAGCAUUGGUGGGCACAAUGUAAUUAACAACAGCGACGUCCAUUUCUACACGGUCACCAAAUACGCCGUGUCCGCACUGACUGAAGGCCUGAGGCAGGAGCUAAGAGAGGCCAAGACUCACAUCAGAGCUACAUCUAUUUCUCCUGGUAUGGUUGAGACUGAAUUUAUUUAUCGGCUCUACAGCGAUAACCCUGAGAAAGCUAAGGCAGCAUAUUCUCGCUUUAAGACCUUGGAAGCAAUAGACGUUGCGAAUGCUGUUGUAUAUGUCCUAAGUGCCCCUCCUCAUGUUGAGAUCGGAGAACUUUUGUUCCGACCUGUGGAGAUGCAAAUAUGAUCUUACAACCAUACGAUGGCUACAUUUUACAUACACUCAUUCUACAUAUGAUUUCUGUACCGCAUCUAUGAAAUGAAUGACUGUAAUCACUAUUCAAAAGAAUAAAAGUCUGAUUUUAAGGUGAAA
Messenger RNA from Girardinichthys multiradiatus, 1050 nucleotides. RefSeq names its product dehydrogenase/reductase SDR family member 11-like. Gene Ontology annotation, molecular function: oxidoreductase activity. The transcript is spliced from 7 exons. The coding region runs from base 97 to 924 and encodes 275 amino acids. The record is from RefSeq and is a predicted model, not a curated record. Lineage: Eukaryota; Metazoa; Chordata; Actinopteri; Cyprinodontiformes; Goodeidae.